AUGUGUAUCUCAUCUAGGAUACAAGGAGGCAAUAAGCUGAAGAAUCAACAUUUUCGCCUAAACUGGGCUUGGAUCUCCUUAGAAAAGGAAUAUUAUUUAGUGAAUGAAGACUCCAAAUAUCUGGAUGUUGUUCUUAAACGAAGAGGUUACCUGGGAGAAACCUCUUUUAUAAGUAUUAGUACUAAAGAUGGUACUGCCAAGAAAGAUAGAGACUUCAGAGGAAAAGCCCAGAAACAGGUGCAGUUUAAUCCUGGCCAAACUUUAGCUACGUGGCGAGUACGGAUUUUAAGUGACGGUGAACAUGAACAGUCAGAGUCCUUUCAAAUUGUUCUUUCUGAGCCUGUAAUGGCAGUCCUUGAGUUCCCCGAUGUGGCCACUGUGGAGAUUAUUGAUCCAGGAGAUGAAUCAACUGUCUUUAUUCCUCAAGCCACCUAUACUAUUGAAGAAGUUGUUGGUGAAUUGUUUAUACCAGUCAGAAGAAGUGGAGAUGUGAGCCAGGAACUGAUGGUUAUCUGCUACACACAACAAGGAACUGCAUCUGGCACUGCCCCAAGCUCUGUACUGUCUUACUCUGACUAUAUAUCCAGACCUGAGGAUCACAACAGCAUUCUACGUUUUGACAAAGAUGAACGAGAAAAAAUGUGUCGUAUAGUCAUCAUAGAUGAUUCCUUGUAUGAAGAGGCUGAAACCUUUGAUGUUUUGCUAAGCAUGCCAAUGGGUGGAAGAAUUGGUGCAGAAUUCCCAGGAACUCGGGUUACCAUUCUACCUGACAAGGACGAUGAACCAACAUUCUACUUUGGCGAUGAUGAAUACUAUGUUGAUGAGAGCGCUGGCUAUGUCGAGGUCCGUGUCUGGAGGACAGGAACUGAUCUCUCUAAAGCUGCCUCUGUUACAGUGAGGUCUCGCAAAUCUGAACCCGUAACUGCAGAGGCUGGGGUAGAUUAUGUGGGCAUCAGUCGUAAUUUGGAUUUUGCCCCUGGAGUCAAUAUGCAGACAUUUCGCAUAGUUAUUUUGGAUGAUCUUGGACAGCCGGUGUUAGAAGGAACUGAGAAGUUUGAGCUUGUGCUAAGAAUGCCUAUGAAUGCUGCCCUCGGGGACCCAAGCAAGGCUACCAUCUUCAUUAAUGACUCAGUCUCUGAUUUGCCUAAGAUGCAGUUUAAAGAACCUGUAUAUACAGGCAAUGAAAAUGAUGGAGAGAUUUCUGCCAUGAUAUACAGGAGUGGGGAUAUCCAAUACACAUCCACUGUGAGAUGCUAUACAAGACAAGGUUCUGCUCAGGUAAUGAUGGACUUUGAAGAACGGCCUAAUACUGACAGUUCCAUCAUCACAUUCCUUCCUGGUGAGACGGAGAAGCCUUGCACACUUGUGCUUAUGGAUGAUACUUACCAUGAAGAAGAGGAAGAACUACGUCUAGUUCUUGGUACUCCAAGAAGUGAUUCUUCCUUUGGUGCCUCUGUUGGUGAACAGAAUGAGACCCUGAUAAAGAUUCGUGAUGAUGCAGACAAAGCUAUUAUUAAGUUUGGUGAGACCAAAUUUAGUGUGAGUGAACCAAAGGACAGUAGGCAAGUAGCAGUGGUAAAAAUCCCAGUGCUUCGUUUGGGAGACAGUUCCAAGGUUUCCAUUGUGAGAGUUCAUACAAAAGAUGGGUCUGCUACUUCUGGAGAAGACUAUCACCCUAUAUCAGAAGAAAUUGAAUUUAAGGAGGGAGAAACACAGCACUUCGUGGAGAUUGAAGUUCUCUUUGAUGGAGUUAGAGAGAUGAGAGAAGCCUUCACUGUGCACCUGAAGCCUGAUGAGAACAUGGUUGCAGAAAUACAGUCAGCCAAGGCCAUUGUGUACAUUGAAGAAAUGAACAGCAUGGCAGAUGUCACCUUUCCCUCAGUCCCUCAAGUCGCUUCCCUUUUGAUAUAUGAUGAUACUUCAAGAGCUAAAGACAGAACCAGUCCCAUAGCAGGCUACCCUGUCAUCUGUAUCACA
Messenger RNA from Tinamus guttatus (white-throated tinamou), 1977 nucleotides. The record is from RefSeq and is a predicted model, not a curated record. NCBI's taxonomy places the organism in Eukaryota, Metazoa, Chordata, Aves, Tinamiformes, Tinamidae.